AUGCUCUCUUCCAUGAUCAAAUCAAGCAUAAUGUCAUCAUCCAGAACUCAACUGAACGCAGCUGCGACUAAUCGACUGUCCUCGAUUCAAAGGCACUUGUCGACUUCUCAGAGUACGGCCAAAGUGGAGAGGUUGACUGUUUUCGGAGCGGGUCUGAUGGGUGCUGGGAUAGCUCAAAUUGGUGCUCAAAGUGGAUUGAAAGUCAUAUUGAGCGACGUGACAGAUAAAGCCCUUGAGAACGGUCUCAAUAUAAUCUCAAAAUCACUUACCAGAGUAGCUAAGAAGAAAUCACCUGAUGAUAUUGAAGGAUUCACUUCCAAGAUAUUACAAAAUAUAGAAACUACGACUGAUGCUGGAAAAGCAGUUCAAGAAGCUGAUUUAGUAGUUGAAGCUAUUAUCGAAUCUAUUAAAGUGAAAAGAGACUUGUUCGGUUUCUUAGACACCAAAGCCAAGGCCGAUUGUAUAUUCGCUACAAACACAUCAUCGUUAUCAGUUAAAGAAAUUGCCGAAUCAUGUGGAAAAGAAAGACGAGAAAAAUUCGCGGGAUUGCAUUUCUUCAAUCCUGUGCCAGCUAUGAAACUAGUAGAAAUCAUCAAAACUCCUGAAACAUCGAACUCGACUUAUGAAUCACUUCGUGAAGUUACUCUGAGAAUGGGUAAAUCUCCCGUAACAUGUAAUGAUACCCCUGGAUUCAUCGUAAACAGACUAUUAGUUCCGUAUUUAUUGGAAUCCAUCAGGAUGGUAGAAAGAGGUGAUGCGACUCCGGAAGACAUCGACACCGCUAUGGAGUUAGGUGCCGGUUAUCCUAUGGGUCCAUUCAAAUUACUUGAUUUCGUGGGACUUGAUACAACUUCAUAUAUAGCUCAGGGAUGGAGAGAAAAAGCAGCCGCAGGAGCCAUAUCGAAAGAGCUUGUCGAACCUAUUGGUCUCUUGGAGAAACUCGUCAAGGAAGGGAAAAUGGGUAGAAAGAGUGGACAAGGUUUCUAUAACGUGAGUGAAUUACCUAUGCUGAAGUAA
Molecule: messenger RNA, 1017 nt
Organism: Kwoniella shivajii
Lineage: Eukaryota; Fungi; Basidiomycota; Tremellomycetes; Tremellales; Cryptococcaceae
Exons: 11
Coding region: 1-1017 (338 amino acids)
Biological process (GO): fatty acid beta-oxidation
Cellular component (GO): mitochondrion
Molecular function (GO): NAD+ binding; (3S)-3-hydroxyacyl-CoA dehydrogenase (NAD+) activity
Source: RefSeq, a predicted model, not a curated record